Harmonia axyridis is the source of this 1404-nucleotide messenger RNA. RefSeq lists its product as uncharacterized. The coding region runs from base 76 to 1254 and encodes 392 amino acids. The transcript is spliced from 8 exons. The record is from RefSeq and is a predicted model, not a curated record. NCBI's taxonomy places the organism in Eukaryota, Metazoa, Arthropoda, Insecta, Coleoptera, Coccinellidae.
CCAAUAAGUGAAAUAAUAUUCUUUGUCAACUAUUAUGACAGAAACUUCAGAUAAUACAUUCGUAAUUAACAGAAAAUGUAUUGCUGUAAUAAGAAUUCCUAUCUGCAGCUGCAAUGCGGUUCUAUCAAACCUGAAACUAUCAACAGAUUGGUCAGAAAAGCUAGAAAGUUCGCAACAGAGCCGGAUCCUCAUGAUAGUUUACCUCCUCUGAAUAGAUUAUGUUCUGAGCAGCCAGUUCAUCUGGUGGAAGAAGUCGACUUCACGAGGAGAUCAUGUGGUUUUGGAAGGAAAGCCCUGAAAUUAUUGAAAAAUUAUCUGCUUUCGUUCGAUAAAGAUGUUAUAUUGAAGACAGUGUCCACUCUCGGCGAUAUGGCAAUGGAUCCUGAGAAAGCAAUUCAGAUAGUACAUGCCAGAAUUCCAAAAAAAUUAUCAAAUUUACUGGAAAAGAAGGAUUCUUCCAUAACUGAGAGAGUUUGUAUCACAUUCGCUAAAUUAGCUAUCGUUCCCGAAGGAAAAUUGGCCCUGACGAUGGAUGAAGACAUAAUCUAUAGCCUACAAAUGCUUCUAGAGGAAGAAACACAUCCAUCAACUCUAGAGCAAUUGGGGCACUGUUUAGAAAAUAUUUCAACUUUCGUUACAACCGCUGACGAACUAGUGGAUCAAGGCUUCAUCUUAUCUAUUCUAAAAGUAGUUGCAAGAGAAGUCGACGAUGUAGUGGUUGUGCUCCUGUCCACGUUGAAGAACUUGAUGUAUGGUAACGGAAAUUACAUUGCUAUGGAAUAUGGAGCUUUUGCGAUCAUGAUGCAGAUGCUGAAUAGGAUGGACCAGAGAGUGCAUAUAAGUGCACUUAACUGUCUCAUGAUGAUGAUCUCAACCCCCUUAGGAAAACAAUUGGCGUUGGAUAGUUAUCUGGUGCACCGCCUUAAUGAAAUGCUGGGCCAAUCUAAGAAUGUUGAGCUUGAUGCAGCUAUCGCUUCUGUGUUAAUGUUCGCAACCAUGACGGUAGAAGCAAAAUUUCGAGCCUGCAAAAUCAAAACAUUGCUGCCGAGACUAAUGAAAAUUUGUCGAAAUCCUUUACAUCCUUCUGUACAAAUAUUUGCUUUCCAGACGUUGUUGAAUUUAUCGACCCAUUUCGAACUUCGAGCUGUUAUGCAAAAGAAAUAUAUUGCAUUAUUAAGAAAAACUAAAUGCUCAACUUCUUUCAUAUCUGCAAUGAAAGAGAGUCUUCUUCAAGAUUUAAGUGCACCUUCUUAAAAUGUAAGAUUAAACAAAUCGUAUUCAUAGAGAACAUAUUAUAACUAUUUAAUACUCAGUCAAUAAUGAAUCUUAAUUUUUAACUGUACUAUAUUACUACAUACUUACUUUGUAUUAUAUACCUAUAUAAUAUAUUAUUAAUCGAUAAAA